AACAUCCAGCGUUAAAAUAUCACGAUGUGGGGAUAAAGAAUCCAAAACUGUCCUAGGCUGUGGGCAAGUUUCUCAGGAGUGCGGUGCGAUUGAUGAGUGCUGUUGGGUCGAACGCAAAACUAUUCAGAUACAAGAUAACAUAUGGCUUGAAGGAGAUCCUGGCUUCCCAAUACUAGAACAAUGCUUCCCAAAACUAGGAAACUGGAGAAUACGGUUGAUAAAAAAAAUGGAUUGUGUUACACCAAGAAGAGGACACGCAACAGAAUGAUGAUGUCUGAUCUACCAGAUGAUUUGUUAGAGGAGAUACUAUGUCGCAUUGAGGCUACAUCUCUGAAACGCUUACAAUCUACUUGCAAACGAUGGAACCAUUUAAUCAACAAUAGGAGAUUCACAAUAAAACACUUCGAAAAAGCUGCAAAGCAGUCUCUGAGUCUCAUGCUGAAUCCGAAUGGGGUUUACUCGGUGAGCAUCAAUCUCCAUAGAUCUUCACCUGUAGAGGUCACGGAAAAAAUUGACCUGAUCUAUCCUCAUUCAAGUUUAGAUGAAUGCAGGAUCUCUGAAUACUGUCAGACUGACGGCUUAUUGCUAUGCGUCUGCAUUAACGAUGUGUUUGAUUUCUCUAACAUGUAUAAUCAAGAUGCUAGGUUUGUGGUAUGGAACCCGUGUACUGGUGAAACCAAGUGCAUCCAACCCAGGUAUCCUUCCACGCUAAGCCACACCUAUUCUCUUGGAUCCUACAAAAACAAAAAAUCCAACGAUAUUAGCUACAAAAUAUUGAGCCAGUGGGGUUGUGGCGAAAACCAAGAAUUCGAUAUCUACGAUGUUAGCUCUAAUUCAUGGAGGACUCUCCAUGUCACUUUGGACUGCAGGUUUGAGUUCUUUAGUAACGUGUCUUUGAAGGGAAAGACUUAUUGGUUUGCAUCAGAUGAAAAAGAGAAACAGCUCGGCAUAUUCUUAGUCAGUUUUGACUAUACAACUGAAACAUUUGGACGUCUUAGUCUUCCCCAUCAGCAUCCUAGCUAUCAAACAAUGUCUCUUUCUGUUGUUGGAGAAGAAAAGCUUUCCGUGUUAUUACAACACAAAAUUUCAUCUAAGACAGAGAUUUGGGUGACAAAUAAGAUUGGUGAGACUAAAGUGGUGUCGUGGAUCAAGGUCUUAGCAGUCGAUUUAAAGCCUGAGCUUGAUACUUAUCAUUGUAUAAGUUUCUUGGUGGAUGUCGAGAAGAAAGUCCUAGUGUAUAGUGCAUUCGUGGUAGGAAAAAACGAACACGUGGAAUACAUCGUCGGGGAGGACAAUGAAGUUAGGGAAGUGGCCCUUGGAAUCGAGUAUAUUCCAUUUUUUCUGAAUUACGUUCCAAGUUUGACUCAAAUCGAGCUACACGCAAACCUUUGUAUUUAGAAAUUUCGUAAUCUGUAUAUAUUUCACUGGUUAUCUUUUUUUUUUCUUUUUUUGAAUAAAUGUUAAAUUUGUAUUCAUAAAAAAAACCUUUAUACAUCAAA
Molecule: messenger RNA, 1499 nt
Organism: Brassica napus (rape)
Lineage: Eukaryota; Viridiplantae; Streptophyta; Magnoliopsida; Brassicales; Brassicaceae
Product: putative F-box protein At3g25460
Exons: 2
Coding region: 181-1398 (405 amino acids)
Molecular function (GO): protein binding
Source: RefSeq, a predicted model, not a curated record